GGGGCGGAACGAUGUCUCCUGCGGGAGAGCCAGGCAGCGGGCAGCGGGGAGAGGAUGGGCCGCAGUGAGGAGCUCAGCGACUUCCAGCGGGGCACCGUGGUCGGCUGUCACCUGUGUCAGAAGUCGGUGCGGGAGAUCUCGGCCCUGCUGAAGCUGCCCCGCUCCACCGUGAGCUCCGUCAUCCUCAAGUGGAAGCGCGGCGGCAUCACGACGGCUCUGCCCCGCAGCGGCCGCCCGCACAAGCUCCAGGAGCAGCAGCGCCAGGUGCUGGAGAGGGUGGCGCUGGAGAAGGGUCUGCCCUCGGUGGAGGCUCUCACCGCCGAGUUCCAGAGCGCCUCCGGGACCAGCGUGAGCUCCAGGACCGUCCGCAGGGAGCUCCGGGAGAUGGGCUUCCGUGGAAGGGUGUCCACGUACACGGCUAAAGGAGGGGAUAAGAAGCAGACACUCCUCAGCCCAGAGGAUGCCCAGGUGGACGUGUCUCGUCUCGACUUGCGUGUUGGACGUAUCAUCACAGUGCUGCAGCCUUCAGAGACUGAGAGUGUGUAUGUGAAGCAGGUUGACGUGGGAGAGGCGGCUCCCAGGACAGUGGUCAGUCAACUGGCUCAGCACAUACCAGCGGAUCAGUUGCAGAACCGCAUGACAGUCCUGCUUUGUAACCUGAGGCCAGCCGAAAUGAGGGGUGUGGUGUCCCAGGCGAUGGUCAUGUGCGCCUGCUCGCCAGACAAGGUCGAAAUCCUCGAUCCUCCAAGUGGAGCAGCACCAGGAGACAGAGUGACUUUCCAGGGCUUCCCAGGUGAACCAGAUAAGGAGUUGGAUCCCGAAAAGAACGUGUGGGAGCAGAUUCAACCAGACCUUCGCACGGAUGCCCAUUGUGUUGCAACGUACAGAGGAGCGGCCUUCAAAGUCGUCGGCAUGGGAGUUUGCAAAUCCCAAACCAUGAGCGAUAGUGAAAUCAAGUAAACUGUCAGCGCUGUUUGAAAUCGCUGCGUGCAAAUUCCUGCAAUCAAAAUGACAUGGAAAGACUUCCCCAAGGAUGGGAGACCCCAUAGCAACAUAUUAACACCCAAGGUUUUGGACUGACAUGUCCAACAAUAACAUAGGUGUUGUAUUUGAGUGUCCACAUGCUUUUGUUGUGAAAGCCCAGGAGAAUGAUGGUGACUGUUUAAUUGGCCUCUGAGGACAGAUAUGAACGUCACUGGUACAUUUUUUCCUGUUGUGAAAAUCUGUAGUUUUGAAUUUGGCCAAGGGAGGGCACUGCAGCAGCAAUGAUCAUGUACAGUAUGUGUGUGGAGACUUGAGAAGAUGCAGCACACAGCACACAGUCAUAUCCAACAUGGUCAGAAGACAAAGGGAAAUUCUACAGAAGAACCCCAUCGAGUUGGGAAAGAGUCUUUUUCUGAGUGGUGAUUUCCCUGAAGUGUGGAUGAAACUCAUCUGUGCAGUCCCAUUAGAAAAGGGAGACAUUUAACAGUUUUCUUUUCUUUUCAUGGUGAAGAAAGAGCUCAGAAGUCUAACCAACUGUAAAAUGCCAGCUCUUUGUUCUGUCCCGACAGCUGUGUGGGUUUUUCACAGUAUGAGUCUGACACUGGCACAUGAUGUUAACAAGUCAGCGUGUCAUGUGUCGGUACAAACAGCAAGUUUCAUCUGAAGGACGCUUUCUGUCUAAUCAGUGUUAUAACAGAGAUCUCCUCAUUGUUCCUGCUUUUGUUAAACUGAAGUCUGGAAACUGAAAGGCGACAGUCCUGAAAUGGAUGUGAAAGUGGAUGUUUAUUCACCCAGAAACUUCAGAAUCCAUCCUGCUAUUUCAAGCUCUGCUCUUAAGACGUUUUAGGAAGUUAGUUAAAGUUAUAUGUCCUACUUCAUGUAACAUGUUUCUGUUUGUUCAACCUCCAUUAGGAUCAGUUAUAAUCAGAGAUGUUCCAAUACCAGCAUUGGAAAUGCCUUCAAUACGGACCAAAAUGCCAGGUCGGGCAUCCGCUAGUACAUGCAUCUAUGAACUGAUCCGAUACCAUUUGUUUAAACUAUGUUUAUUUGUCUUACGCAAAUGAAACUACAGUUUUCGUUUCCCAGAAAUCACUUCUUCUUUGAUGCUUCAAAAUGGCAACAUUAAAUAAAACAAUUAAAACAGCAUUUGUUUUUGAGGGUGUAGCCCGAGUCUGAUCAUACGGCAGUGUUUUGCUUUUUGCUUGGGGGGGAGGGAGAAAACCAAGUCCAUGAAAUAACAUACUGCGUACAGAAAAAAUAAACACAGUUCUUCUUCCCUUAUUUUAAACGGAGAACUGAAAAACCACAUGUAGAGUAGAAUGGGGAUGUGAUUCAGGAAAUAAGUGGAACAGAUUGUCCGAUACAUGAUUUUUUGACGGGACUUGAGGGCUGAAAGUUACAGUAUCACGUUUUCCGUUAUAUAAUAACAAAAGUAAUAUACUUUAUUUUGUAUAUGUGCAUAUAUACAUAUAUAGUGCUUA
Molecule: messenger RNA, 2465 nt
Organism: Paralichthys olivaceus (Japanese flounder)
Lineage: Eukaryota; Metazoa; Chordata; Actinopteri; Pleuronectiformes; Paralichthyidae
Product: aminoacyl tRNA synthase complex-interacting multifunctional protein 1-like
Molecular function (GO): tRNA binding
Source: RefSeq, a predicted model, not a curated record